Molecule: messenger RNA, 3527 nt
Organism: Melanotaenia boesemani (Boeseman's rainbowfish)
Lineage: Eukaryota; Metazoa; Chordata; Actinopteri; Atheriniformes; Melanotaeniidae
Gene: vcam1b
Product: vascular cell adhesion molecule 1b
Exons: 10
Coding region: 19-2640 (873 amino acids)
Biological process (GO): cell-cell adhesion
Cellular component (GO): membrane
Source: RefSeq, a predicted model, not a curated record
GACAUUCAAAGCUGGCUUAUGAGAGGAGGGGGGUGUUUCAUCAGAGAGGAUUCACGUCUCUUUCAUGUGUCGAGCUCAUUUUCUGCUUCAGGCUCUGAAAGGGCGACACAAAGGAGACGCUGCUCUGCUGCUGGUUCAUCCAUCCGUCCGUUCAUCCAUCUGUCACUCAUCAUCCAGCGUCGGAGGAUGGAUCUGCUGUCUGUCUGCAGCAGCUUUGUUCAGCUGCUCUCAGCUGUGUUGCUGAUGUCCUCGUGGUGCGUUCAGGGUCUGCGUGUCGACGUGUUCCCCAGGAAGGCCUUGUUCAGGUUAGACGAACGGCAGCAUCUGGUCUGCUGGGUUCAGGACUGUUCCACAGAACCGAUUAUAUCCUGGGCUACGUUGGAGGACCGUCCUCUGCCCCCCUUCAGCACCAACCGGACUCACUCUGUGAUGACCUUCGACCCGGUGAUGGCGGAGCACGAAGGAAUGCUGCUGUGUAAAGUCAGCUGUGGAGACGAGAAGCGGCAGAUUCAAGCCUCUGUGGUGGUUUACUCCUUCCCAUCAGCCCCUGUCAUCACAGGUGUGGACCACCUGAGGCUGGGGGCGGAGUCAGCUCUUACCUGCCAGGUGUCUGACCUCUAUCCUGCUGAGCAGGUGACCCUCACCUGGCUGAGAAGAGGCAUCGUGCUGCACAGCAUCACAGGAGACUCUGAGUCCAGCUCACUCCAGUCUGAGUACAGGUUCACGCCCCAGAAAGAGGACUCAGGGGGGGACAUCAGCUGCAGGGCCACGCUGGACCUGCAGGACCUCCUGCCAGCUGAGAACAGUACCAGAGAAACCACCGUCCCUCUGAACAUCCUGUAUGCUCCUGUUGUCAUGACGAUAUCAGACUCUGUGGUGGUGAUGGCCGGCUCUUCGCUCGGCCUCAGCUGUUCUGCAGAGGGAAACCCCGAGCCGAACGUCACCUGGAGCUUCAGGACGGAGGACAGACGCUCUCUGCUGCGAAGUCGAAGUGGUCAGCUCUUCCUCUCGGAGGUGAGGCUUUCAGACGGCGGGCGCUACAUGUGUGAGGUCCGAAACACCGAAGGGAGCCAGACCGCCUCUGUCAACGUCACAGUUCACGCUCCACCCACUAACACCUCCCUGUCAGUAAGCCCAGGUGAGGAGGUGGUGGAGGGUCGACAGGUGACGUUUACCUGUUGCUCGGACGGAGCUCCGCCUCCCACACUGAUACUGAGGAGAAAUGGGGAAGAGCUUCACAGGACUGACUCCGCCUCCUCCUCACUAACCUACAGCAUCCCCUCUGCUGUGCUGGAAGACUCCGCCCACUACCAGUGUGAAGCCUCCAACCAGUAUGACUCCCAGCUGGCCUCCACCUCCUUAACUGUCAGAGCUCACCCUCUGCAGGUGGAGGCGAGUCCUCAGCUCUCAGCAGAGCGAGGCUCGGCUCUGAUCCUGAUCUGCAGGGCCUCCGGGUGUCUGCAGACCCCCACCCUCAGCUGGAGGAGGCCGGACCAGAACCGGACUGUCCUCCAGAAGACGCAGCAGCAGGACGGACUGUCUCAGCUCCACCUGCAGGAGCUGGAUCUUCAGCAUCAGGGAGGAUACAGCUGCGAGGCCGAGUGCGAGUCCGUCACCAGGACCAGAGACAUCCAUGUCCACGUCUACUCAUUCCCAUCUGAUCCUGUUCUGGAGGAUCCUGGUCCGGUUCUGCUGGGCCAGGAGGCUGAUUUUCACUGUGAUGUCAUCAGAGUCUUCUCAGCCAAUCAGCUGAGGAUCCGCUGGCUGCUGGGGAACGCUACGCUGAAGUCCGAGUUGUUCAGGUUCUCCGGUUCUUUGCAGAACAUCUCGUCUGCCCUCAAGCACCGGGUCCAGGAGGAUCAGCCGGUUCUGAUGUGCAAAGCCGAGCUGCUGACUGAGGACGGAGGUGUGUGGAGGUCCAGGAACUCCACCCGCCCUCUACAGAUCCACUAUCCUCCGAGGACGACCUUCCUGUCAGCGAGUCCCCAUGAGGAGGUGGUGGAGGGUCAGCAGGUGACGUUUACCUGCCGCUCAGAUGCAGCUCCAGCCCCCACACUGGUGCUGAGGAGGAAUGGGGAGGAGCUAAAGAGGACUGACUCUGCCUCCUCACUCAGCUUUAGCAUUUCCUCCACCCUGCUGGAAGACUCCGCCCUUUACGAGUGUGAAGCCUCCAACCAGUACAGCUCCCAGUCCGUCUCCAGAACCAUCACCAUCAAAGCUCCCCCAAGGAACACUACGGUCCUCGUCCUGCCAUCUACGGUAGUCCAGGAGGGACAAACAGUCACCGUCUGUUGCCAAACAAUCAGCUUCCCGCCAUCAGCAGUGAUUCUGAAGAAACUGAUGAAUGGGACAGAGUUAUAUUCCAUCAACGGUACUUUUAUUCUAGUCAACGUCACAGCCCGAGACUCUGGUCUGUAUCAGGUCAACGUGACCAACGACCUGGGCUACCAGAUCAAAGUCUUCAGCAUCAGCGUCAGAGAGAGCAGCAGCAGACUUCCUCCCGGCAUCAGUGUCAUCAUCGUCUCAGCAGUCUGUGCUGCCGUCGUGCUGGCAGCUUCAGCUCUGGUCCUCGACUAUAUGCGGAGAUCCAGGAAAAAAGGCUUUUAUCAGCUGCCACAGUCUGCUCCACCCUCAGCCUGAGGCUAACACUGGACUUUGUGGCUAGUUCCACAACGUGCUUUCCACUGCUGGACAUGUGGUUUCAAAGUCAUGUGACUACUACGCCUAGUACGCCUAGACUACUUCGAUUUGGUUGCUACCCUCCAGAUAUUGGCAGCUAAAGUGCAACAUCUCCACAACAUGUGGUUUUAUAUUGCAGCAUAUAUCUUGUGCUUUAAAAGUCAUCCAGUAUGUGGCUUUUACAUCCUUCCUGACUUUAUCCGUAAGUCUGCGGCUGCUGUUCCUAACCCAAACAUGUAGCUGCCGUGUCCCAACAUGCCAUUGGGAACAAGUCCUGCAAUGUGUUUCUUUGAAUGUGUGGAUCACAACGUAGUAGCUACCACUGCCCGGAAACCCCCAAAUAUGAAGCCACAGCGUCAUAAAAUGUGGCUUCAGUUCCCUUAACAUGACUUCUACCUCAUUAUAUUUUACUAUUACUUCUUCUAAAAGUAUAUUUGGUUUAUUUUUCUUCUAGCGUCACAGUUUAUGUAAAUACUACAAACCCAUCUGUAACGUCCACAUCCCUCCAUGAGGCUCCCUCCUCCCUAAACCUGGGCACCAUCAUCGCCUCGGAUGUUACGGCUUUGUUCGUAAUGUAAAAGUGAUCCCCAUUAAUGCUGGCCGUCAGCUUCCAGCAGCUUUUCUAAACAGCCCUGAGCAGAAAGAUGCUGUUUAAGCAGUGACUGCUUCACCGUCCAUCCUCCUGCUGGUGGAACAAAGACAAAACUCAAAUGUUAAGUCCCUAAAAGUGUCCAAUUUCCUGAACUUGUGAUUCACUUUCAUUUCUGUUGUGUGGUACUGUUGCGUCCACAGUUUUUACAUACGCAGACCCUUUCUUUUUGUUUUUAUUAAAGAGAUUUAUUUCCUCA